Messenger RNA from Lethenteron reissneri (Far Eastern brook lamprey), 2329 nucleotides. It is a transcript of the gene IDH2, whose product is annotated as isocitrate dehydrogenase (NADP(+)) 2. Gene Ontology annotation, molecular function: isocitrate dehydrogenase (NADP+) activity; magnesium ion binding; NAD binding. Gene Ontology annotation, cellular component: mitochondrion. The record is from RefSeq and is a predicted model, not a curated record. Gene Ontology annotation, biological process: isocitrate metabolic process; NADP+ metabolic process. Lineage: Eukaryota; Metazoa; Chordata; Hyperoartia; Petromyzontiformes; Petromyzontidae.
GACCCCCACUCUUUGGUUCCGGCAGCGCCGCCUCCUCCUCCUCCACCACCUCCUCCACCACCACCUUCAACAACCGGCCACCUCUUUCUCUUCUUCUGCUUCUGCUGCUGCUACUUUCGCGACACGACCGUAAUGGCGAGCUACCUGAUGAAAGCGCUGACCGGCGCCGGGCGCGCUGCCGCCGCCGGCAGGAGCCAACUCCUCGUCGCGCCCGCGGCGUCCGGCAACACGACUCAGCGGCGUGGAUAUGCCAACAAGCGCAUCAAGGUGGCCAACCCCGUGGUGGAGAUGGACGGUGAUGAGAUGACCCGGAUCAUCUGGGAGAUGAUCAAGGAGAAGCUGGUUUUGCCCUACGUGGACGUUGACCUCAAGUACUACGACCUGGGCCUCCCGUACCGCGACCAGACCAACGACCAGGUGACCAUCGACUCGGCACUCGCCACGCUCAAGUACAGCGUCGCAGUCAAGUGCGCCACCAUCACUCCCGACGAGCAGCGCGUGGAGGAGUUCAAGCUUAAGAAGAUGUGGAAGUCUCCCAACGGCACCAUCAGGAACAUCCUGGGCGGCACCGUGUUCCGCGAGCCCAUCAUCUGCAAGAACAUCCCGCGCCUCGUGCCGGGAUGGACCCAGGCCAUCACCAUCGGGCGCCAUGCCUUCGGCGACCAGUACCGUGCGACCGACUUUGUGGUGGACAAGCCCGGGGUCUUCAAGAUGGUCUUCACCCCCAAGGACAAGAGCACCCCCAAGGAGUGGGAAGUCUUCGACUUCCCUGCCGGCGGCGUCGGCAUGGGCAUGUACAACACCGACGAGUCCAUCUCGGGCUUUGCCCACAGCUGCUUCCAGUACGCCAUCGGCAAGAAGUGGGCCCUCUACCUCAGCACCAAGAACACCAUCCUCAAGGCCUACGACGGCCGCUUCAAGGACAUCUUCCAGGAGAUCUUUGAAAAGAGCUACAAGCCGCAGUUCGACAAGGCGGGCAUCUGGUACGAGCACCGCCUGAUCGACGACAUGGUGGCGCAGGUGCUCAAGUCGACGGGCGGCUUCGUGUGGGCCUGCAAGAACUACGACGGCGACGUGCAGUCCGACAUCCUGGCGCAGGGCUUCGGCUCGCUGGGGCUCAUGACGUCGGUGCUCGUUUGCCCGGACGGCAAAACCAUCGAGGCGGAGGCGGCGCACGGCACGGUGACGCGCCACUACCGCGAGCACCAGAAGGGUAACCCGACGAGCACCAACCCCAUCGCCAGCAUCUUCGCGUGGACCCGCGGCUUCGAGCACCGCGGCAAGUUGGACGGCAACGCCGACCUCAUCAAGUUCUCCCAGACGCUGGAGCGCGUGUGCGUGGAGACGGUGGAGAGCGGCAUCAUGACCAAGGACCUCGCCGGCUGUAUCCAUGGAGGGAUGUCCAACGUGAAGCUCAAUGAGCACUACGUCAUCACCACCGACUUCCUGGAAGCCAUCCACAAGAACCUGGAGAAGGCUCUGGGCAAGAACUAGGCCCCGCGGGCACCUCCAGUGCACCGCCUCGCCCCCCACCCCCUCCUCCUCCUUCGCGUCUCAAACAUUUCAGGGUUUAACUACGGCCCUGGUGGGGGGGUGUGGGCGCACGAGGUCUCCGGCGCUGACCCAACAACAAAAACCCGGUGCGGAGUACUGCCUGCGCCCCCCCACCCCCGACCCCCUCAGGGCUGUUACUGCAUUUGGGAGUCGAGCGAACAAUCGAGAAACCGGGUGAGAGAAGGGAAAGAAAAAACCAAAAGGCCGAUCCCGCAGCACGCAUUUUAAAUGUUUUUAGUAUUUAUACUCCGCUUGCCUUUCCUGCUGUCCCGGGAUGCUCGGGAACCAGGUGACCCCCCCCCCCCCCCCAUUUUUUUAGGGUGUAAAAACGUCGCGUCCAGAAGAGGGGGGUGUCGUCCCCUUUCCCGCGUCCCAGAACAGUUCCGCAAGUGUCAUAACGCGUUGCCGGUGCGGGGUGGUGGGGGGGGAGGGGCGCUGAUGCGGACCCUCCGGCACGUGGCAUCCUCCCACAAUGCACCUGUCCCGUGCACAGCUGAUUAGCUUACGAGCUAUCCCUCCUCCGCCUCCGGCCCCCCGCCGCUCGCUGGUUUUAACGCCGGCACGUCGCUCGACUACCACGGAUCGCCUCCCGUAGUGGUUUUUUCUUUCUCUUCCUCCCCCCGCCCCCCCCCCAUUCUUGCCUUGCCCGGUUCAUCUCCACGGUCUUUAUGAACGCCGUGGCGAUUUUUUGUGUUGCACGUGUGCCUCUCGUGAUCCAACCCGGUGCCAAACUCGACUCUUCCAAUAAACCAUUUCGGGAAAACCCACUCCUCUC